ACGAACGGUCAGCCGUUCAGUUGUCAUUCGACAGCCCUACGAGAAAGACGCGGUCUCCAAGCCUGCGUGUUCUCUUAAACUUUACGCGACUAACAACUGCAGUGAUUCGGAAUUUGAACUGAGAGUGUUAAGUUGCAAGUGUCAAGUUUAGUGAUGACUUUAGAAUGGAGCAGUCUACUUUCGUGCCUCCUGGACAAACGUUGAUGUCAGAGGGAAUGGAAACGAGGGACCGGCUCGCCAAGGAGAUAGUGCUCCUCGUGCUCUUCUUAGUGUCGACGGCGGCCAACUCGCUGGCGUUACUGGUUUUCUGCCGACGGCCUGGCCUAAGGACAAUUUCUAAUAGGUUCGUCAUCAACCUCCUGGCGACGAAUUUGUUGACUACCUCCCUGCUUGCGCCCGCGCUGUUCGGCGAGCAUUCCGCCAGGGAGGACGCUGCCUCCUGGAUCGAGGCGGGAGACGCGGCAGCCUCCGCCUGCAGCCUCGCCGCUCUGCUCGCCAUCUUGCUCAUUGCGCUCGACCAACACCACGCAGUGACUGAUCCUCUACGCUGCCAUACCAGACUUCUCCAGCGGCGUCCGGCCGCUCUUUGCGCCGCUACUUGGCUCGCAGCUGCCAUCGCGGCGCUCGUCCGCGCUGCCGUCGCCGUCUUCCGCCACUUCUACCCGCUCGAGCCUAUCGUCCAAGGAGUCGAGCUUGCCUACUACGUCGUGUACUUAAUGCUUGGAGUCCUAGUGCCUGCUGCUGUAGUCUGCGUCAUGUAUGCGAGGAUAUACAAAGCGGCGCGCUCGUCCGGACUUCGAGCGAGAGCGCACGGUGCCAGUGCUCUUCAGCUUCAUGAGCCUCCAGCGAAUCUACCAGACCUAAUUGAAGAAGGCGAAGGACUCACACUGAGAAUAGAUGUUCCUGAUUCAUCUGACAAUGCUGCGUCGGCUGAGAGUGAUCGUAAAUACGGUCCAUUCUUGCUUCCUCCAGAACGCCCGCUUCGGUGCCCCUCUGUCGCUAGCCUUCGAAACUCGCGAAAAGAGGGAAAGUCGAAUGAAGAUCUGAGGAGAGGACUGCCCGCCGUCAGCUCAGCGCCGUCUCUGGCUGCUCCACUCCUUGCUGUGCAGCCACGUACACCGCAGCCCGCAAGCAGUACUUCAAGAAUAACAUCUAUCCGGUGUCGAAUUUCGAACGCUUCAUUGUUUCGUUAUAGGGAAGAAUCUCGUGCGGCUCGUGUUGGACUAUUAACUGGUGCAUUAGUGAUGUUACACAUCCCGCACGCGGUAUCUGCGGUCGUGUCGGCCGCCGUGCCGGGACUCGCUGCGAGUGCGCGCACCCCAGCGUUAGCUUUGUUGUUGCUGUCCUCUGCGGUGUCACCGUUCCUAUUCGCGUUGCGAUCGCGGCGCGUGCAGCGGGAGGCCCGUCGCUUGCUGCUGCCGGAGAAGAGCGCUUGGGACAGAAAUAACAGCGCUGCAGCGGCUGCCGUAGCUGACGGGCAGCGGGCACGCGCUGCUUUGGAAUUGCUGAGGACUCUGUCGCCCGGUAGCGGUGGUGGCGAAGCUGCGCCGUCGGGAAACGGCUCAGAAGGGGGCGCGUGCCGUGGGUCCUUCAGCUCGGGCGGUAGUACCCAGCUGUCGUCCGCGUCGGACGAGUGACCGCCCCCUCCCCGCGUGCCCCCGCACGCAACCCCGCGGGUCCACUUCGCCCCGCGGCCCACCGCUAUCCUCAUCUGUGAUACUAGGCUAAGCCACUCCGCGCUCGGCGCGACCGUUAGACUGAUUUAGUAUUAAGAUAAUUUAUUGUGUCCAUGUACCUUUCCGCUGAGCGGACAAUUUUUAUUACCUGAUAUAAAUGUAUGAAAAGAUUAAAAACUUAUCG
Plodia interpunctella (Indianmeal moth) is the source of this 1860-nucleotide messenger RNA. RefSeq lists its product as uncharacterized. Gene Ontology annotation, biological process: G protein-coupled receptor signaling pathway. Bases 165 to 1637 code for a protein of 490 amino acids. The transcript is spliced from 2 exons. Gene Ontology annotation, molecular function: G protein-coupled receptor activity. Gene Ontology annotation, cellular component: membrane. NCBI's taxonomy places the organism in Eukaryota, Metazoa, Arthropoda, Insecta, Lepidoptera, Pyralidae. The record is from RefSeq and is a predicted model, not a curated record.